Cyclopterus lumpus (lumpfish) is the source of this 3436-nucleotide messenger RNA. It is a transcript of the gene nfxl1, whose product is annotated as nuclear transcription factor, X-box binding-like 1. Gene Ontology annotation, molecular function: RNA polymerase II transcription regulatory region sequence-specific DNA binding; zinc ion binding; DNA-binding transcription factor activity, RNA polymerase II-specific. Gene Ontology annotation, biological process: regulation of DNA-templated transcription. The transcript has 23 exons. NCBI's taxonomy places the organism in Eukaryota, Metazoa, Chordata, Actinopteri, Perciformes, Cyclopteridae. The record is from RefSeq and is a predicted model, not a curated record. Bases 98 to 2542 code for a protein of 814 amino acids. Gene Ontology annotation, cellular component: nucleus.
CAGCGUGCACCGCGGAGGCUUCGCGCAUGACAACUAGGAACCGGGACUCCUGUGUGGCCGCUUCUUCUCUCUGCUGAGAGUUUCAGAGGUUGUUGCCAUGGAGCCGGCCUGGCGACAACAGGGCAAGGGGCGUGGCCGGAGUCAGGAGAGUCAAGGUGAAAGGUCGCGACCCCCGCAGAAAGAGAGGGAGGGGCCGGGGGCAUCGGUCCGGUCCAAGUUCGAUGAGAUCCGGAAGUCCAACCAGGCUGCUGCUCAGCGAUUGGUGGAGAGCCGUGUGAGCUCCUCCUCCUCUGAUGAGGAGGAUGAUGAGGACGAAGAGGUCAAGGUUGACCACAAGGACGGAAAGAGAGGGAAGAUCCUGGCGUCGACCUUCACCACCUACACCGACCAGACAGGUGGUGAUGCGACAGGUCUGGUGAGAACCGGUCAGUACGUCAGUGAUUUGUUUCAGUCCGGAGCGCUCACCUGUUUGAUCUGCAUUGGCUCCGUGAAGAGGACACAGGCGGUGUGGAGCUGCUCCAGCUGUUUCUCUCUCUUCCACCUGCCCUGUAUUCAGAAGUGGGCCAGAGACUCGGCCUUCCUCGUUUCCUCCGUCACUGAUGAAGACUUCGGUCAGAAGCAGCAUCCCUGGCCCUGUCCAAAGUGUCGAGCAGAGUAUCCACCCAGUGCCACGCCCAACAGGUACAUGUGUUACUGUGGGAAGCAGCAGGACCCUCCAGCUGAUCCCUGGUUGGCUCCUCACUCCUGCGGCUCCGUCUGUCAGAAGCAGCUCAAACCCACCUGCGGACACACCUGUCUGCUGCUCUGUCACCCUGGUCCUUGUCCCCCGUGUCCAAAGAUGGUGUCUGUUUCCUGUCUGUGUGGCAGAGCUAAGCCCCUCCCCCGUCGCUGUAGCAACAAGGCCUGGUCGUGUCAGCAGACAUGCAGCAAGUUGUUACCCUGCAAACAGCACAACUGUACACAACUCUGUCACACAGAGUGUCGUCCCUGUCCCAGAGUCAGUAUUCAGAGGUGUGUGUGUGGAAGAGAACAAGCAGAGAGGAGUUGUUCCAGUCCUCAGUGGAACUGUCAACAGGUGUGUGGCUCUCUCCUCUCCUGUGGGAAUCACACCUGUGAGGUUUUGUGUCACGAUGGCGUUUGUCCUCCGUGUCCUCGCUCCGUCAGCAGAUCCUGUCCCUGCAGCAAGACCAAGUCCUCUCUGCCCUGCACAGAGGAAGUGUUGCCGUGCGGCGACACGUGCGACCGCCGUCUGUCGUGUGGAAAACACACCUGUUCAAUGAGGUGUCACCGAGGAAGCUGUGAGACCUGCAGACACGAGGUGGAGAAGGAGUGCAGGUGUGGUAAAUACAGGAAGUUCAUGCCGUGCCAUAAAGAAUACCUGUGUGACUCCAAAUGUCCAAAAACCAGAAGUUGCCAGAGACACCAGUGCAGAAGAAAGUGCUGCCCUGGUAACUGCCCCCCAUGUGACCAGAGCUGUGGUCGCACUCUGGGGUGUCGCAACCACAAAUGUCCCUCUGGCUGCCACCAAGGUAGCUGCUACCCCUGCCCCGAGGCCGUGGAGGUCACGUGUUCCUGUGGCACCACCGUCCUGUCCGUCCCUUGUGGACGAGAACGGAGCACCAGACCGCCUCGCUGCAAAGAGACCUGCAGGCAUCCCCCGUCCUGCCACCACCCGAGCAGAGAGACCCACCGGUGCCACCCCGGGCCCUGCCCCCCCUGCCGGCUGCCCUGCCUGCUACCGCUGCCCCGCUGCAGCCACACCUGCCCGCCGCCCUGCCACGACCAGGUGCUGGUCAAGUCCCAGCAGGUGCAGUUAGCCGGUCCGUGGGAGCAGCCCUCUGAACCAGCGUUUGUGCAGAAAGCUCUGCCUUGUCCACCGUGUCAAGUACCGAUACCAACGUCCUGUUUUGGAGAACACGAGGUCAGCGCGGUGCCGUGUCAUCGCCGAGGUCGAUUCUCCUGUCAACGACCUUGCGGACGACCUUUGACCUGCGGAAACCACGACUGCAGCCGGGAGUGUCACCUGGUAACCGACGGCAACAAGUGCAAGGUGUGUGAGGAGGGCUGCUCUAAGCCCCGCCCCCCCGGCUGCCCUCACCCCUGCUCCCGCCCCUGUCACCCCGGCAACUGCCCCACCUGCAGCCAGAUGAUCCGCCAACGCUGCCACUGCAAGAUCAGCCUGCUCUACGUGGAGUGCACGAAGUUGACGUCAGCUGAUGAACAGACGAAGGUGGAGUUGAGCUCCUGCAACAACCAGUGUCCUAAAGAGCUGAGCUGUGGUCAUCGCUGUAAGCAGGUGUGUCAUCCAGGUGUGUGUGAAGAGAAAUGUCAACAGAAGGUGAAGCUCAGAUGUCCCUGCAAGAGGAUCAAGAAGGAGUUCCUGUGCUCUUUGUCAAAUCAAUGUGUCGUUCAAUGUGUCGACGCCUGCAGAGACCAGCAGAGGAAAGUCAGCCAGGUGAAGGAGGCGGAGCAGAGAGCAGCUCAAGAGGAGGAGCAGAAGAAACUUCAGGUGAUCAUCACACAUUCAUUAAACUGCACUUAACGAGAUUAAGACAAAUUGAUGAAUUCAUCAUUAAGGCUUUAAUAACCGAGUACUUCAAUCCUAACAAGUGUAUCGUUGACGUUGAGCUAUUGUGUGUGUGUGUUUUAUUUUAAUCUAUAAUCACAGUAAUCGACAACAUAAUAAUUAGUUUUCAAGUCCUAAUCAAUGCGUUUGACCUCAGGAGGAGCUGGAGGCGUUCGAGAAGCGUCAGCAGCGAGGAGGGAGGAGGAGCAAGAAGCGAGGGAGGAGGGAGGAGGAGGUGGACGAGGAGGCGAGGAGGGCGGGCAGGUGGUGGAGAAGGUGCGCUGGCUUCGUCCUCGUCCCGCUGGGCGGAGCUCUGCUGUCCGCCGCCGCCUACUACCUCCUGACGGCGGCCUGAACCCGAUGAACCGUUCUUUGUUUCUCUCUCAUUAAUUAAUUAGGUCCUUUUUAUUUAAUCACUCUGCACGUUUUAAUUCAGUUUAUUUUCUUUAUUGAUUGUUGAGUUUCCAAGCCGACAAACAGCUAAAACAUUUGAUUUUACUUGUUUAGCAAACUGAAAGUAAUUUCUGUUAAAUUUCUCAAUUAGAGAUGAUUAUUAUGUGAGUUGUCGUCUCAAUUCAUUGUUCUGUUUGUCUGUCUGUAAAAUCGACACAUAUAUACAUAUAUAUAUAUAUAUAUAUAUAUAUAUAUAUAUAUUCAUUUUUAAAGAUACGUUUUUGUCGGUAGCUUCGGGAUUCGGAUAAUAAUAAUAAGUUAAUAUUUAGUUAAGGAGACGCCUCAGUUAGUCUUUUACUUUUCUCCUGAAAUGUUAAACAUUGUUUGGAUAUUCAGAUGUAAACUCAAUUCUUUUUUUUGCCUGCCUUUUUCAAACAUUAAAAAAUAAAAUGCAUAAAACAAUCGUUGCUUAACGAA